Molecule: messenger RNA, 1356 nt
Organism: Cotesia congregata
Lineage: Eukaryota; Metazoa; Arthropoda; Insecta; Hymenoptera; Braconidae
Source: the annotation of a GenBank genome assembly
AUGGUUUGUUUGGAUUUACAGAAAGAGCUGUUUGGUGCAGGAGAUGUAGGUCCACCAGACGGGAUGAGCAACCGGAAAAUGUCCAAUGGAUCCACCGGAAGCACCAAGCACAAAUGGCUCAAAGCCUUCAAAAGCCUCAAGACAAGUUCACCCACCACUCCACCCACUUCCGACAAGAAAAACUUGGAAUCUGAAGGCGGUCACCAGUGGCGCGAGCACACCUAUCGCAAGAUAACCCCUUGCGACGCUUGCGGACAGGUGCUGAGAGGACACAGUCGCCAGGGGCUCAGGUGUCGCAGCUGCAAAGUAAACGCUCAUGCAGAUUGCAUUAAUCUUGUACAGCCGGUUAAUUGUCCGAGUCUUGCUCCAAAACGCAGUGGAGGGAUUCCGUUGCUAAGACGUCAGAGGACGCCCGCACCACCUAUCGAGGAUGCUAAUUCUACCGAGCACAGCAUUGACGCUACGUACCAGGUACUCAAACAGGCCGGAGAAAUCCGUGGAAGCUCAACAAACUCGCCGCCUACGCCUCCUACUGGUGAUCAUCUUUCCUCUGGAGUGGGUCCUACGUCGAGGGCCAUCUCGUCCCACCCUUCCUCGUCCACCUCUGCUCCGCACAGUCCGCAACGUCGACGCGAGCGGCUUAACCUCAGGAUGAAGAGCCUCAGUCUGGACUCGCCGGAAGGAUCGGCCCACGUGAGACAUCGCCCGAGGGACUACUACUCGGGGCAGAAGGACUCAACUCCGCCCAGGCACUCCGAUAGCGGCAGCAUUAAUCCCCCUUGCAGCUCAGGUCACGGACAGCCGGUUCACAAGCAGAGUCGCAGCGCGAUCAGGAUGUCCAGCAUGGAGCUCCCGGAUGAUAACGACAAGUCCUAUUCAUCGGCCAGCACCUCUCCUUGCCCGUCACCCCACGCCAACAAUCAGAGUCACUUGAAUUUUCCGGGGAAACGGGUAUUGCCUACGAAUAAUCUCUUCGUUGUGUUGUACAACUUUGAUGCACGACAUCGUGAUGAACUUGACCUCAAAGCCGGAUAUAAAAUAACAGUGAUUGAUAAGUCAGAGAAAGAUUGGUGGAAAGGUAAAUGUUUGGGCGGCAAAGCUGGUUACUUUCCAAGUGCAUACGUUAUGAAAAUAGAAUCUGGUCAAAAAACGCUCCAAGUUACCCGCAAUCUUCAAUUAACCGACACCGUGACACUUCUGCGAGACCAAAUCGUGAUCCAAGUAAGCGACGCAGUAGAUGGCGUAGCAAUGGUCCGAUGUGCAGCAGACACCCGUUCAUCGGGGCACGUUACCGAAGAAGGUGAUGUGCAGUUCCGGGAGGUCCUUUGCCCUACCAAGUUCCUUCAGGAGGUGUGA